Messenger RNA from Arachis duranensis, 4143 nucleotides. RefSeq names its product structural maintenance of chromosomes protein 1. Gene Ontology annotation, cellular component: cohesin complex; nucleus; chromosome. The transcript has 18 exons. Gene Ontology annotation, molecular function: ATP hydrolysis activity; protein binding; DNA binding. Bases 193 to 3867 code for a protein of 1224 amino acids. The record is from RefSeq and is a predicted model, not a curated record. Gene Ontology annotation, biological process: sister chromatid cohesion. NCBI's taxonomy places the organism in Eukaryota, Viridiplantae, Streptophyta, Magnoliopsida, Fabales, Fabaceae.
CUUCACACUAAACAAUUCCCCAAACAGAACAUAAUCUCUCUCCCAAAAAUUCCACCCUCCCGCCAAUUCCCCCUCUCUUCUUUUCAAUUCCCCGCAGAUGCCCAAACCCUAAUCCCCAAAUCCCUUCAGUCAUUCACUAACUUACUCCCACAUUCACUCAAAUUCCGAAUCUAGGGUUCCCCCUACUUCACGAUGCCAUCUCUCCCGUCCCCGGCGGGGAGAAUCCACCGCCUGGAAAUGGAGAAUUUCAAGUCCUACAAGGGCCACCAAGUAAUCGGCCCCUUCUUCGACUUCACCGCCAUCAUCGGUCCCAACGGCGCCGGAAAAUCGAACCUCAUGGACGCAAUCAGCUUCGUCCUCGGCGUCCGCACCGGCCAACUCCGUGGUGCGCAGCUGAGGGACCUCAUCUACGCCUCCGACGACAAGGAGAAGGAGCAGAAGGGACGCAGGGCAUUCGUUCGGCUCGUCUACCAGCUCAACAACAAUAACGGUAGUAACGGUUCGGACACCGAGAUCACGUUCACUCGAGCCAUCACCAGCGCCGGCGCCAGCGAGUACCGAAUCGACGGUAACGUUGUCACUUGGGAUGUUUAUAAUGCCAAGCUUAAGUCCCUUGGGAUACUUGUCAAGGCUCGCAAUUUUCUCGUCUUUCAGGGUGAUGUAGAAUCCAUUGCAUCAAAAAACCCAAAGGAACUUACUGCCCUUCUCGAGCAGAUAUCUGGCUCUGAUGAGCUCAAGAGGGACUACGAGCAAUUUGAAGAAGAAAAGGGUGCAGCUGAAGAAAAAUCAGCACUUGUCUAUCAGAAGAAAAAGACAGUGGUGAUGGAGAGAAAACAGAAGAAAGAACAAAAAGAAGAGGCAGAGAAACAUCUCCGACUGCAAGAACAACUGAAAUCUAUAAAGAAAGAACAUUUCCUGUGGCAGUUGUUCAAUAUAGAAAAGGAUGUUGCUAAAACAAACGAGGAGCUUGAUGAGGAUGAAAAACGGCGUAAAGAAGUUAUGGAAGAACUAGAAAAUUUUGAACAUGAGGCUAGUAAAAAGAAAAAGGAGCAGGCUAAAUAUCUGAAAGAGAUUGCGUUACGUGAAAAGAAAAUUACGGAGAAAAGUAGUAGACUUGACAAGAGUCAACCUGAGCUCCUCAAGCUGCGGGAGGAGAUUAAUCGUAUAAAUUCAAAAAUUAAGAAAAGCAAUAAGGAGCUUGAAAAGAAAAGAGCAGAACGGAGGAGACAUGCUGAUGAUAUAGAAGAGCUACAGAAGGGCAUACAGGAUCUUACAGCAAAAAUGGCAGCCCUACAAGAAAGGGGUCGAGAUGUUCGUGAUAAACUACAGUUAGAUGGUGAUGACUUGGAAGAAUAUUUUCAAAUCAAGGAAAAAGCUGGAAUGAAAACUGCAAAGCUAAGAGAGGAGAAAGAGCUUCUAGAUAGGCAGCAGCAUGCUGAUAGUGAAGCUAAAAAAAAUUUGGAAGAAAAUCUUCAACAGUUGGAAAACAGGGUGUCUGAGUUGGAUUUGCAAGAAACACAGAUGAAGACAAGGCUUAAAAAAAUUCUUGGUGGUUCUGAAGGAAACAAGAAUGAGCUUGAGAAACUGAAAAAGGAACUGCGUGUGAUGGAGGAGAAACAUCGUGAUUCUAGGACUAAACAUAAAAGCUUGGAGCUAAAAAUUAGUGAAAUAGAAAAUCAGCUACGUGAAUUGAAGGCUGAUAGAUAUGAAAAUGAGAGAGAUGCUAGGCUGUCUCAGGCUGUGGAGGCUCUGAAACGCCUAUUUCAAGGGGUCCAUGGCCGCAUGACUGAUCUUUGCAGGCCAACACAGAAGAAGUAUAACCUUGCUGUUACUGUUGCUAUGGGUAAAUUUAUGGAUGCAGUUGUAGUUGAAGAUGAAAAGACUGGAAAGGAAUGCAUCAAGUAUUUGAAAGAUCAAAGGCUUCCUCCUCAGACAUUCAUUCCUCUGCAAUCAAUUCGAGUGAAGCCAAUCAUGGAAAGAUUGCGCACAUUAGGGGGUACAGCGAAACUGGUUUUUGAUGUGAUUCAGUUUGAUCCUUCCUUGGAGAAGGCAAUUCUCUUUGCUGUGGGAAAUACUCUUGUUUGUGAUGAUCUUGAGGAGGCAAAAGUUUUAGGCUGGAGUGGUGAGAGGUUUAAAGUUGUGACUGUGGACGGAAUUCUGCUGACAAAAUCCGGCACGAUGACUGGUGGCACUAGUGGUGGAAUGGAAGCAAGGUCAAAACAGUGGGAUGACAAGAAAAUUGAAGGACUUAACAAAAAGAAAGAGCAGUAUGAAUCAGAUUUGGAAAAACUAGGAUCAAUAAGAGAUAUGCACCUCAAAGAGUCUGAAGCUGCUGGCAAAAUUAGUGGACUCGAGAAGAAAAUCCACUACGCUGAUAUUGAGGAGAAAAGCAUCAAAGACAAGCUUAGAAAUUUGAGCCACGAAAAAAAGAACAUCAAAGAAGAAAUUGGUCGUAUGAGUCCGGAACUCCAGAAGUUAAGAGAUGCUGUUGAUAAGAGGAAAUCAGAAAUAAGUAUGCUCGAGAUGAAUAUAAAUAAAAUAACAGAUGGGAUUUACCAAGAAUUUAGCAAGAAAGUUAAGGUUGCAAAUAUCCGUGAAUAUGAAGAAAACCGACUCAAAGAUGCUCAGAGUGUUGCGGAAGAGAGGCUAGAUCUGAGUAGCCAAAUUUCAAAAUUAAAAUAUCAAUUGGAAUAUGAGCAAAAUAGGGACAUGAGUUCAAGAAUUCAAGAGCUAGAAUCAUCCCUGGAUACUUUACAGAAUAAUUUAAAACGGGCACAGAACAAAGAAGCUGAAGUAAAGUUGGCUACCGAGAAUGCUACCGAAGAGAUUGACCAGCUUAAGAAAGAAAUAAAAGAGUGGAAAUCAAAGUCGGAAGAUUGUGAGAAAGAAAUCCAAGAAUGGAAAAAGCAGGCUUCGUCAGCCACAACAAACAUAUCCAAACUUAAUCGUCUGAUAAACACCAAGGAGGCACAUAUUGAGCAGAUGAUUGUACAAAAACAGGAAAUAUUAGAUAAGUGUGAAUUUGAACAGAUUAGCCUUCCAACCAUAUCUGACCCGAUGGAUACCGGCACCUCAACCCCAGGUCCAGUUUUUGAUUUUGAUCAGCUAAGCAGGGCACUGAAAGAUAAGCACUCUGACAGGGAUAAAAUUGAGGUGGAAUUUAAACAAAAAAUGGAUUCCUUGGUAUCUGAAAUUGAGAGAACAGCACCAAAUUUGAAGGCAUUGGACCAAUAUGAGGCUCUUCUUGAAAAGGAAAAAGCUGUAACUGAAGAGUUUGAAUUGGUGAGGAAAGAAGAGAAGGAGAAAGCUGAUAGAUUCAAUUCAGUUAAGCAAAGGAGGUAUGAAUUGUUCAUGGAUGCUUUCAACCAUAUAUCGGGCAAUAUAGAUAAAAUUUACAAACAACUCACAAAGAGUAGCACACAUCCGCUGGGUGGAACAGCAUAUUUAAACUUGGAAAAUGAAGACGAUCCUUUCCUACACGGCAUCAAGUACACUGCUAUGCCCCCAACAAAGCGCUUCCGUGAUAUGGAGCAGUUAUCUGGUGGGGAGAAAACUGUUGCUGCUCUUGCUUUGUUAUUUUCCAUCCACAGCUACAAGCCUUCACCAUUUUUCAUAUUGGAUGAAGUCGAUGCUGCAUUGGAUAACUUGAAUGUCGCUAAGGUUGCUGGAUUUAUCCGUGCAAAGUCUUGUGAAGGAGCAAGGGUUAGCCAGGAUGCUGAUGGGGGCAACGGUUUCCAGAGUAUUGUGAUAUCACUGAAAGACAGCUUUUAUGACAAAGCUGAAGCCUUAGUUGGUGUUUACAGGGACUCUGAAAGAGGUUGUUCGAGGACUCUCACGUUUGAUCUGACUAAAUACCGUGAGUCAUAGAAUCCAUCCUUAAGCUACAGAUUACGGUUGAUAAGUAAGCUCCCUGCUAUGUACAUAGCUAGGUUGCAUGUUUAAUUUUUAAGGUGGUUGAACUUGCUAUAUGUAUCUAUGUUUCUGUUGUUUUUGUCUAAAGCCUUCAUUCCACUUAUUUUAGGUUCAUGUCUAAAGUUAUUGUAUAUAAGACUACAUUAGCUGCCGUUUGGACCAUUAGAAAUGCAUGUAGAAUACAAUUUGUAGAUGAACAACAGCUUCGUUCUUAAAAUUUAUUUCCAUUCA